GAUGACCAGAGACUGCGGACACAGUACAGGAGAUGACCAGAGACUGCGGACAGUACAGGGAUGACCAGUGACUGCGGACAGUACAGGGAUGACCAGAGACUGCGGACACAGUACAGGAGAUGACCAGAGACUGCGGACAGAGUACAGGGAUGACCAGAGACUGCGGACACAGUACAGGGAUGACCAGAGACUGCGGACAGCACAGGGAUGACCAGAGACUGCAGACAGUACAGGAGAUGACCAGAGACUGCGGACAGUACAGGAGAUGACCAGAGACUGCGGACAGUACAGGGGAUGACCAGAGACUGCGGACAG
Staurois parvus is the source of this 315-nucleotide messenger RNA. The record is from the annotation of a GenBank genome assembly. Lineage: Eukaryota; Metazoa; Chordata; Amphibia; Anura; Ranidae.